Messenger RNA from Erpetoichthys calabaricus (reedfish), 5623 nucleotides. Its product is annotated as metalloreductase STEAP3-like. Gene Ontology annotation, cellular component: plasma membrane; endosome. Gene Ontology annotation, biological process: copper ion import. Bases 160 to 1626 code for a protein of 488 amino acids. Lineage: Eukaryota; Metazoa; Chordata; Cladistia; Polypteriformes; Polypteridae. Gene Ontology annotation, molecular function: cupric reductase (NADH) activity; ferric-chelate reductase (NADPH) activity. The record is from RefSeq and is a predicted model, not a curated record. The transcript is spliced from 5 exons.
UUCAGACAAGUAGGCGCGGAGAUAUUGCGCAUGCGCAGGCUCUACUGCACGACGCGCUAGUCCACACGGAAGGUGACCGCGGCGUGGGUUUGACGUGACGUGAGUGGCUUCUGUUUGCUCCGCUCCCUAGCUGUCACGUGGGCAAAUAAGUUAAAAAGAAUGACUCAGGGAGACAUGGCCAAACCUCUUUUGAGAACCUCUUCAGAAGGUGUACCAAGUUUUACUUCCACAAGCAAAAUGGCUAUAGGUAUACUGGGAAGUGGAGACUUUGCUCGAUCUUUAGCAACCAGACUGAUUUGUUCAGGAUUUAAAGUUGUGGUUGGAAGCAGAAACCCAAAACGAAAUGCUGGACUUUUCCCUCAAGCAGCUGAAGUAACUACACAACUGAAUGCUGUCAACCAGACUGAGUUAAUCUUUAUAGCUGUCUUCAAGGAGCAUUAUUUUACACUCUUGGAACUAAAAUCUAUUCUUGCUGGAAAAGUACUAGUAGAUGUAAGUAACAGCACUGACCUGAAACAUCAGACGGAAUCCAAUGCAGAGUACUUGGCAUCGCUCUUCCCAGAUUCCAUUGUUGUGAAGGGGUUUAAUGUUAUUUCUGCCUGGGCUCUGCAGUCUGGUCCCAGAGAUGGAAAUAAGCAGGUGUUCAUCUGCAGUGACAACAGAGAUGCCAGUGCUAAAGUCUGUCAAAUUGCUCGUACUAUGGGAUUCAUCCCAGUUGAUAUGGGUUCCUUGUCAUGUGCCCGUGAUAUAGAAUCCUUCCCUUUGCGCCUUUUUCCUAGCUGGAAAAAACCAUUUUUGGUUUCAUUUGGUCUUUUUAUUUUCUUUUACUUCUAUAACUUUAUCAUAUCUGUUUUGCAUCCAUAUCUAACCAAAAAUCAAAAUGCUUUUUACAAAAUGCCAAUUGAACUUAUGAAUGUCACACUGCCUUGUGUAGCCUAUGUCUUGCUUUCCCUUGUUUACCUACCAGGAAUAUUAGCAGCAUUUCUUCAGCUGAAGAACAACACUAAGUAUAAACGUUUCCCUGACUGGCUGGAUCAGUGGCUCAAACACAGAAAGCAACUUGGUCUUCUGAGUUUUUAUGCAGCAGUCUUGCAUGCUGUUUAUAGCCUGUGCCUCCCAAUGCGUAGAUCAGCUCGCUACGAGCUAUUAAACGAUGCAUAUAAACAGGUACAAGCUGGCAAAGAAAAUGCCUGGGUAGAAGAAGAGGUCUGGAGAAUGGAGUUGUAUGUCUCCUGUGGAAUUAUGGCACUUGGUAUGCUGUCACUGCUUGCAAUCAGCUCUUUGCCAUCUGUGGGAAGUGCCCUUAGCUGGAGAGAAUUUAGUUUUAUUCAGUCAAGACUUGGAUAUGUUGCCCUUAUGACUGCUACACUACAUACUUUGUUAUAUGGAUGGAAGAGAGCAUUUGAUAAAAAUCGAUAUAAAUUUUACCUGCCACCUACCUUCACCCUGACUCUUGUAAUACCUUGCAUAGUUCUGCUUUCUAAAUUGUGCCUUCUUCUGCCCUGUGUAAAUCGAAGACUAAUGCAAAUUCAAAGAGGCUGGGAAAAGAAGGCUGGAUCACAGGUACUGGAAGGACUAGGAUGCUUCACUGAUAGUUUGCCCUGUGAGAGCAUCAGUAAUGUGUGACCGUAAGUAGCUGUGCAGAUUGUCUGUCUGUUAGUUUUCAGUAUCAUUACAUUUGUGGCUACUACUUUUACCCUGAGAGUUUUGUGGUGGAUGGUUACACUUUGUUAUGUGUAGGUCUCAAGCAUACAGCACUUAUUGUAUUUUUUGUAAAGAACUUUUUACUCUAGAAAUGUAUUAAACCUUAGCUACUCCCCUGUAUCAGAUCUAAGGCUUUGAGAUUAUUUUACCAUCUUUUGCCUAUAUAAAAAGUACAAAAAGUGCUGUCAUCCAAUAUAGCCACAUCCGCAGGAUGGUGUAAAAUGCCAGACUUUAUAGUACAUCUUAUAGAAUAGUUUUACAUGCUCAGAGCAAUAAAAAUAUAGUUGUGUUGCUCUUGUGAAAUUCUGAAAUACAGAACUCCUAUGAAUCCUGUUUUCAAGUUUAUCUUGAACUUUACUUUAUGUACAUUGAUACUGUACAUAUAAACACUGAAUCUGGGAAUGAGAAACAUUUAUUUUUUCAUGACACUUGAAUCAAAUUAUGUGUAAAAUAUAAUCUGUUAUAUUUUUAUAUCACACAAUUGUGAGCACAAUCAGUAGAUGAAGAAUAGAAUAUUUAUAUAAUUUUAUGCAGAUUUAUGAUGUUACCUCUUUGGUCGUAUAUGAGUUGUAUUUCUAAAGAAUCAACAUAUUAUAUUUUGAAAUUGCUAACUUUUAUUGUGAGUCAUCAAUCUUUUAUGUUUAGGAAAAAUAUAUUUUGACUGUUUUAUCUAUGAAUGCUACUUACUCAGCAAAAUGAUGGUGGGUAAUAUUCCAGAACAUUCUGCCUUGUGGUUCAGAGGUUACCAUACAUGACAGACAUAACUAGCUAUAUAUUAACAACUGUUUACAUACAUUCAUUAUGCAGUACUAGAGUGUCAACUGUCCAAAAAAGAUACUGCACUGUAAAAAAAAAAUUCUGUAAAAAAACGGUAAUCUACUGGCAGCUGUGGUUGCCAGCAUUGCACUGUUAAAAUACAGUGGGAUACUGUUAUUAAAAUUAACAGCAAGAUGCUGUUUUUUUAGCUACAGCAUACAGAUGUUAUUUAGCAGUAUAUAGCUGUUAAUUUACAUUGUAAUCACAACCCAAUUAUUCUAAAUUGCAAAUGCUAUUAUACCCAGCAUUUUAUAUUUGUGUAAAACAAAAUAAAUAAGGCCAACUUAUUGUUUUAGUCCUUCUUUAUUUCAAUUUAACAUUAUAUUAAUUGUUUGUUGUGCCAAAAAAAUGUGAAAAAUGCAAGCCAUCAUAUUUUCGAGUGCAUAAAUUAUGGUGCAACAAAUAAGCACCCAUAACAUGGAGAAAUACAAAGAUUGCUUAAGAAAACAAACACAAUUUCGAAAUGCCUCAACUUGACAUUAAAUAAUAAACAAGCUUCAAAUCAAGCUUCAGGGACAAAAAAAAAACAAUAUAUAUAAGUAAAAUAAAUCAACAAAAGGCUUUAUCAAACACCAGUCCUUUCUUGAUAUAAAAAGUAGAAUACAAAAAAAUAUAUAACAGUAUAUACAAACCACUGUAAAACAAAAAACAUUUUAAAUAAAGUGCCACUCAAAGCCCAUCAAUGUUUUUAAAAGAUUUGACACUUUCAGAUUGACUGUCAUGGUCUUCUUUUGAACAGUUUUCCCAGUCUUUUUAGAUGUCACUUUUCCUUUUGCAGCCUUGGUUCCUUUUUACGGAUUUAUUCCAACAAAUCGUCUGAAAAAUAAUAAGGGAAGACUUUCUGUGAUCAAUGUCUUAAAACUUUAAUAAUAAAACAAGAUUUAAAAGAUUUACACAGUAGUGUAACAACUUGUUAUUUAAUACAUUAGCUAAUGUUAUGAAGUGUUACCAAACUUACAGCUUAAACCUUUAAAGAUCCAGAAACUUUAACUUUACUUUUUAAAAAUACUAUUAUUACCAUAUUAUUGAAAGACAAAAGUAAAUUUUCCUUUGAAGGAAUUCCAGUGUGGAUGCUGCUUCCUCUUGAUAUUGCAGGUUGAAGAUGUAAUACAGUGAAAACAAAGCAGCAAGUCCAGUGAGAAAGGUUGGUUGCACACCCUCGCAGAUUAUUCUGCCCUCCAAGCUGAUCAUCCAUUGUUUCAUCCACUGCCCUUGAGUAUCACUUGGACCUUAAAGGAGUGUACAGAUUAUGUUAUAAACUAUUAUCCUUGGAGAGCUAACAUAGAAAAGGCAGUGAGAAUAUUAUGCAAGCCCUGACAAAAUCAUAUAAUUUUCAUAUCUUCCAAGACAACAAACCUUGCAGUUUCAAUAUUUUAGCCAACAAGCCACUAAGGUUAUGAUAUGCAAACUAAACAGCACAAACUCGUUCAGGCAUCACAUAAAAUAUUUUCUUCAGUUUAAAAAAGUACACUUUAAUCAAACUUUUUUUAUACAGUGGCCAGAAUGAGGCACAUAAAGCUGGAUGUUCUCCUAAUGGUAAAAAGUUGUGCCAGCCAGCCUAGAGUGUGAUCCUUGUUUAGUGAACAUGCAGACAUGUCAUAUUUCAUAUACUUACCAAGCAGGAUCAAUCGAGGAGUCACAGGUAGGUUACCAGUCUUCUCAAGGUCAGCAGGAGUGGCAGACAUCUAUUGUUAAAGAUAAGAAUUAGAAAUUAACAUCCCCAAAAAACAUAUGUGCUAAUAAUAUUCGACAAUGUACCUAUUAAAACAAGAAUAGCUUAUCCAAAUAUAUACUUCUUAACUUUUAUUUACCUUUUUGUUAAUAUUGACACAAAAUACAUAUUUUCAACAUUUAAUAUCUGUUUGUCUAUACAGUGCACAGAAUAACAGUCAAAAUGGAAGACUUCUAGAUGCACAGUAAAAAAAAAAAAAAAAGAUUCUUUUGGUUGUUCACUCAGUUAUAUGGAAUUAGAUUGCUUUAAGACAAUAAAUUAUCAAAGCCCUAUAUAUUAACUUAAUGGUGCCUUUGUAGUUUCAAGGUAACCAUUUUCUUGCACUGUCUAGACAAACAGACAAUUUCUUUAUUAAAAUAUCCUAAUUUGUAGUCAAACGAGUCCUAUAAGUAUGACAAAACAUAUUUGAUUGAACCAUUCCUACACAUUUGUUCAUAGUAAGAACUAAUAAUAAUGUAUAUAAAGAAAAACUUACAUUUUCUUGAAGAAUAAGCCCAUCUUGAUUCUCUGCAAAGUGAGCCAUUAGGAGUUGAACAGUGAGAUGGGCUGAAUCAAUGGCUUCCUCCUUGGAAAGAACUGCCAUAACUUCUGAGUUAGUUGGCCUGGUUUUAAAAAACUCUACAAUGCUCCUCCCACACUCUUCGACAGAAAGUUGCAGAUUUUGAGUCAAAUGAACAGUUUGAAUAAAAGUGAACUCUUACCUGUUAGCAACAAAGUGGCAGUUUUAAUGUAGUAUGGAAGUUGCGCAGCUCCGUGUCGCGCCAGAUUUUUGAAUUUCAAACACGUUGUUUUCUGUGUGUAGCCACCCAGCUACGACGACGGUCUCUGUUUUAAUUGAUCCGUUACCCACAUGUUUUUAUAACGUUAUUUUUAGAAAUACUUUGCAUGACUUUUACUAAUUAUUGCUUUGUCUGAUUAAAACAUUAUAAAAAACUCCACUGUAAUAUUUUUAUACAUAUGACAAACAUAGAUAAAGGUGCAAACUACCUCGUGGUGAUAAUACACGUCACACAAAUCGAAAAAUAUGAUAUAAUACCGUUAAAUAACAGUGACAUACUGUUGUUGUUCGACCACUAACCUGAAGUGAACAAGUCUUCUCACAAUGCACUGUAAAAAACGGCAACCUACUAAUAUUUCAUGAAAACAGCAUUUUGCUGUUAAAUUUCUAUGUAAAUUUACAGAAUUUUUUUACAGUGUGUGCACAUUAAGAGUCAGCAUUGGAAAUUGUUUUAUCCAAUAAAUGUUUGUUUGAAUGCCCCAGUAAACUCAUUUUUUCUGGUUUGUACACCAUGCUUUAUCACUGCUGUAGUCUGCAUGAUAUUGUAAAUAAGCCUGUGUUUUUAAUAAAAUCAGGAGUUUGAUUUGAUUUGA